This is a messenger RNA of Neurospora tetraspora, 453 nucleotides long. Its product is annotated as 40S ribosomal protein S14. Gene Ontology annotation, biological process: translation; ribosomal small subunit assembly. Lineage: Eukaryota; Fungi; Ascomycota; Sordariomycetes; Sordariales; Sordariaceae. Gene Ontology annotation, molecular function: structural constituent of ribosome. The transcript is spliced from 4 exons. Gene Ontology annotation, cellular component: cytosolic small ribosomal subunit; ribosome. The record is from RefSeq and is a predicted model, not a curated record. The coding region runs from base 1 to 453 and encodes 150 amino acids.
AUGCCCCCGAAGAAGGCCGUCCGUCCCGCUCAGGAGAACAUCUCCCUUGGCCCUCAGAUCCGUGAGGGUGAGCUCGUUUUCGGCGUUGCUCGCAUCUUCGCUUCUUUCAACGACACCUUCGUCCACGUCACCGAUCUCAGUGGCCGCGAGACCAUCUGCCGUGUCACUGGUGGCAUGAAGGUCAAGGCCGACCGUGACGAGUCCUCCCCCUACGCCGCCAUGUUGGCUGCCCAGGACGUCGCUGCCCGCUGCAAGGAGCUCGGCAUCACUGCCCUCCACAUCAAGAUCCGUGCCACUGGUGGUAACGGCACCAAGACCCCCGGCCCCGGUGCCCAGUCUGCUCUCCGUGCCCUUGCUCGCUCUGGCAUGAAGAUUGGCCGUAUCGAGGACGUCACCCCCACCCCCUCCGACUCUACUCGUCGCAAGGGUGGUCGUCGUGGUCGCCGUCUCUGA